This is a messenger RNA of Lacerta agilis (Sand lizard), 1059 nucleotides long. RefSeq names its product mas-related G-protein coupled receptor member X1-like. The transcript has a single exon. The coding region runs from base 1 to 1059 and encodes 352 amino acids. Gene Ontology annotation, molecular function: G protein-coupled receptor activity. Gene Ontology annotation, biological process: G protein-coupled receptor signaling pathway. NCBI's taxonomy places the organism in Eukaryota, Metazoa, Chordata, Lepidosauria, Squamata, Lacertidae. The record is from RefSeq and is a predicted model, not a curated record. Gene Ontology annotation, cellular component: membrane.
AUGGCUAACACAACACAGGCACAUUUGCUUAUUCGCAGCAUUCAGACACAAACCCGUGAUAUUGGAUACAAAUGCUUUGGGUCCAAUUUAACAGAUGACAUCAUCUAUUGCCUCAGUCUGUUCAUCUGCAUCUUUGGCCUGCUGGGGAAUGGGAUUGUCAUUUGGUUUCUCCAACUAGACACCAGGAAGAAUCCACUCCUCCUUUAUAUCCUCAGCUUAGCAGUUGCUGACCUUUUCUUUCUCUUUUUGCGCCUGUUUAUCACAUAUUUCUUUUUUGCGCAGUAUUUUGUCACCCACAUCUUUCCCUGGUGUGAGCCGAUGCCCAUACUGAGCAAGAUGGACAUGUCCCCAUUCAGCAGUGGCAUGUAUUUCCUCACUGCUAUCAGUGUUGAGCGGUGUCUCUGUGCGCUGUGCCCAUUCUGGUACCGCUGCUUCCGCCCUGCAUGGUUGUCUAGCACUGUGGCGGCUGUGCUGUGGUCUGCUGACAUCCUGCUGUUUGGGCUGGACAUUUAUUCUUUAAGUAACGGAACAGUGUGUGACAAAAUGCAACAAAACAUCUCUCUUGUCAACCUCGCCUUCUUCACCCCUAUCAUGAUUCUGUCUAGCCUGACCCUGUUCAUAAAGGUCAGGUUUUGUUCUCUGCAGCGUCCGACAGGACGCCUCUGUAAAACUAUCUUGCUCACAGUUCUUGUGUUUGUUGUUUUCAGUGUUCCUCUCAAUGUGCACCACAUAGCCUCUGAUUAUGAACUCUCCAGUGUUUUUUACAUGCUUGCCUGUAUCAAUAGCAGCAUCAACCCUGCCAUUUAUUUUCGGGUAGGUUUCUGUAGAGAGAGAUGGUUCAGGGAGCCUCUCCAGUUCAUCAUCCAGAGGUCCCUAACUGAGGAGAACGAGGCCGAGGAGGAAAGGAAUGUCUGCUGCAGUACUGAUAGAGACAUAGCAAACAGCCAAGUUGAAGCCCCUAACGCUAGUGUAGCCAGUGUGAAGCCAGUGGGCAUAACUGGGCCAGUGAUGACUUCCUCAGGUGAUUGUGGAAUCUCUGUGCUCUCCUCACAGCUUUAG